AUGUCUAUGACUACAAUUCCUGCUCCUCUGGUUGGAAAAGUGGCCUUGGUUACGGGCGGCUCACGAGGCAUCGGCCGUGGCAUCGCGAUCCAUUUCGCGAGAAAGGGCAUUUCAAAGAUUGCCAUUACUUAUGCUGAGAACCCAUCGGCCGCGGAGGAGACCCUCGCAGCGAUUGGCAAAGUCGACCCGAGUAUUUUCGCCAGAGCGAUCCGAGCGGAUGUCCUGUCGCCGACAUUUGCCUCCGACCUGGUACCUCAGGUGCUGGAGAACCUCUCUACCCAAACCCUCGACAUCAUCGUGUGUAACGCAGCAUAUGUCAACCCCAAGAUUGUGGCCCCCAUCGCCAUGGCGACCAAGGAGCUGUUUGACAAUCUCAUGACGGGCAACGCGUGGGCUCCCGUCCAGCUGUUCGUCAUGACCGGCCCCACCGACACCGAGUUGAUGGUGAUGCCGUGCUGGGCCGAGUACAUCAGAGCGAGGCUCCGGGUGAAGCUUUCCAGGGCGGCCUUGGACGCGCCAUAA
Messenger RNA from Fonsecaea monophora, 522 nucleotides. RefSeq lists its product as hypothetical. The coding region runs from base 1 to 522 and encodes 173 amino acids. The record is from RefSeq and is a predicted model, not a curated record. The transcript has a single exon. Lineage: Eukaryota; Fungi; Ascomycota; Eurotiomycetes; Chaetothyriales; Herpotrichiellaceae.